Molecule: messenger RNA, 3032 nt
Organism: Malaya genurostris
Lineage: Eukaryota; Metazoa; Arthropoda; Insecta; Diptera; Culicidae
Product: beta-1,4-glucuronyltransferase 1
Exons: 4
Coding region: 904-2343 (479 amino acids)
Molecular function (GO): glucuronosyltransferase activity
Source: RefSeq, a predicted model, not a curated record
UUCUGUGUCGAGACCCGUCAUUUUUUCAUACAUCUCUGUUUUUGUUUCUCAAUUCUUGUCUGAAGAAGCAGUGGAAAUAUUUACUAGAUAUUUUGAGAGUAAUUAGACCUGAAACCUGUUUUGAUAGCAUCGUUUGCCGAUAGUUUUAGUAGAAAAGCGUUGCACGCUCCGGAAUAAUUUGGUUGAACGAAGGAUUCCAAAAUGCAUAGACAGCAAUGGUAGAUUUUUCCAUUUGAUAAAGCAAUAAUAUGACAGCAUUCAAGCCAUCUGGAAGUGCCAUUGAGGAGCUAUCGAGUGAAAAGUGCUUAUAAAUAUUGUUGUUUCUGUGUUGAUGUCUGGAUAGCUAAACGGCUCAAGAAACCUAGUUUAUGGUAAAGCGUCCUCCAGAGUCAAGAGCAGAUGUCCGCGAAAUGGGAACGCCUGAAUCAAUAAAUUGAUUUUUUCAUCCUACUGAGCGUGUCUGAUUACAAUUCGAAGCUUGUAUGUGUUUAUGUUUCGUGCUUUGGCUGCAGAAAUGCACAGUUAGUCUGAAAAUAAAAUUGCCGCGUUGAAUAGUUGAUGAAAGUUAGUAGUAAUUCAAAUUCUUUGUUGUAUUGAUUGCCAAACGGGCGACGCCGUUCUUACCUUCCCGUUGAAUGGCACUCAGUUCUUCACCGAUGCCGAUGGGCGAAGAAUGAAUCCUCGGACAUGACAUCAGCGUCGCUAGAUUGUUGUGGGGCUUUGGGCGUGUUUUGCUUCAAUUAGAGACUCUCGCUUUGUGGUGCUGUUUAUACAUACUUAGUCGAAGGGUGCUAUUGUUGCCAGAUAGGCGAAGACAGGAAUCAGUAAUCACAGCUUUGCUCAACAACGGAGGAUGAUAUCGGUCCUCCAACAACGGAACUAAUCAUCAUUACAGCGUUAUCAAUGUUUCAGACAUGCCGCCUCUGGAAUCUAAGUAUAGCAAGCGUUCUGGCACUGACACUGUCUAAUGUAUUCCUGACCGUGCGGCUGCUCCACAACGGCGACUGCAACAGUCAGUACAGCGCCAAUGUCGACGACAGUGCUUCGCUGGUUCCACGAGCCCCGAUCCUCACACCGGCCACCUGUCUCGAGUAUGUGCUGGCCGAAUCGCUCACCAACAACACCGACAAGGCGGUGUUCUCCGGACUGGACCUACGGCUGGGACGGUGGGACUCGAGAAGAUUGUACAAGAUCUUCGAUUUCGCUGUGAUCGGAGAAAAGUAUCCCGAGCUGGGAGAGAAGUACAGUGUUUGUUUGGCGACGCAGAGUUCGCUCGAAAAAAUCUACUCGCUGGUUCAGGUCUCGCAUCACUGGUCCGGUCCCAUUUCGGCGGCCAUUUUCGCCGCCGGUAACGAUGAGCUGUACUUACUCCAGAUCUAUCUGUCCUAUCUGAGAAAUUGCUUCAAAACUAUUCGUGAGCGUGUUAGUUUUCAUCUGGCCCUGCCCAAGGACCGAACUCCGACCCACCUGAAAAGCGUUCACGUCGGGGACUUCACCAAGUUCGAUUGUGCCAAACCGGAAGCAACGUUAAAUGAUCUGAUUAAACUACGGAAAGCUGACACCAAUAAGUGGCGUAUAAAAAAUCCCUACCCACAGAAUCAUUUGCGGAACGUUGCUCGAAAAGGUUGCCAAAACAUGUACGUUUUCCUGACCGACGUCGAUAUCAUUCCUAGUGUAAAUUUUGCGGAACACCUGGACAAGUUUUUAAGAAAUCGGAAACCACGCAACGGUCAGCAAACGGCCUUCGUAGUGCCCACAUACGAGCUGGACGAACGGGUUCGCUUUCCCCGCAACAAGACUGAUUUGAUACGGUUAGCCAACAAGGGACUGGCACGGCCUUUUCAUCAUAAAGUUUUCAUUUACAACCAGUUUGCGACCAACUUUUCCAGAUGGCAAGCUGAAGUUUCGGAGAGCGAUGAAACACGCGUUUCGCAUAACGUAACAAAUUUCGAGUUCUUGUAUGAGCCAUUUUACGUCGCUCCGGACACUGUUCCACCCCACGAUGAAAGAUUUCUCGGUUAUGGCUAUACCAGGAAUACUCAGGUCUACGAGAUGUUCGUCGCCGGUUACCAAUUCCAGGUGCUUAGCCCACUGUUCACCGUCCACUGGGGGUUACAAAACAAGAAAAGUCGUCCAGCUUGGCGCGAGAGGCAAAACAAUGUCAACCGAAAGUAUUUCGAAAUUUUCAAACGGGAAGUGUUCGCUCGUUACCACAAGGAUCCACUGCGAAUGUUGCUACCGAAGAAAGUUCUGAAGCAACAUGGUGUUGGUGCUAUUGGAGGUGGGGCUGGUGGUGGAGGAGCCGGAGCGAGAGACGGUGGUGCCGCCGAUAACAAUGGUUAAUGAUUGAGGAAUGUACAACGACAAAAACGACAGUGACAGUGACAUAUCGUUGUGCUGUUCGCGACGCAACAAGUCACGUUAUAUUCAAAUCCAAAAUCAUCAAUAGUAGCACGUGAAUUCAUGCUUUUCCUGCCAAAUUAGACUAUGAAUAAAUUGGAUGGUAUCAUAUGCUUGAUGGAAAUCAGUUAGUGGUUUAACUUCAUUGCAAUACAUCAUAUAUUCUAGUGUGAUAUAUACACCCAACCAAAUUUAUGAUGGAAAGCGUAUCAUAAAUAGAUCGGAACUAUUUAGCGGAGAAAUAAUGAAAAACUAUAACCUUCUGAAAUAAUAUUCUGAUGUCAAGUAUGAUUUUUGUUGAUAAGCUCAUUUGUCAAAUUAAAGCAAAGUUCUAUUUAAUCGGCCGUGAAAAUGUGAAAUACAGCAGGACAAUGGAUAAGUUAACUUCUUAACAUUUGCUUUCACUAUUUAGAUCAACUCUAAAUAUUCAAUUUGAACGAGAAACAUACUCCUAGAAUCAUGUAGAUAUUAUUCGAAUAGUUACUGGAACGGCACUAUUCAACAAAUGAGAGAUGGCAUAUACAACGGAUAGAUUUUUGAUGUUAUUUGACGGUAGGCCGGUGUAUAUAAAGCUAUUUUUAACGAAACAUUUAGCAAACGAAUAAAUUCAUGUUGUAAUUACCUCCUUGUAA